Erythranthe guttata (spotted monkey flower) is the source of this 495-nucleotide messenger RNA. The record is from RefSeq and is a predicted model, not a curated record. Lineage: Eukaryota; Viridiplantae; Streptophyta; Magnoliopsida; Lamiales; Phrymaceae.
AUGAGCAUGCAAAAGCUCCUUGAUAUCGAUCCUCAGCAGGCAGCUUUUCGCCUUAAGGUGGGGAGACAACUUUCUCGCAGAAUUAAGAUAUCUAAUAACUCCCAAGGCCAUGUUGCUUUUAAGGUUAUGACGACAAAUGUUGAUAAAUAUUUUUCUCAACCCAAUGCCGGAGUUCUUUCGCCCGGAGAAUGUUUAGAGAUUACAGUAAUUAUGCAAACCCUAACAGAGAUCCCUUCUAACAUGGAGUGUAAUGAUGAGUUUCUGAUAAGAAGUGUUGUUGCAACUCCUCUUCACACACCAGAAACCGCACACGAGCUGUUCAGUGAAGGAACACGUGCAUUUGAAGAUUGCAAUUUAAAAGUGGUGUAUGUUUCACCAAAUGCAGCAGCUUCGCAACUGAAUCAGGAUGGCAAUUUGACCCGCCCAUGGUUCCUCGCCCUGAAAUUUUCGGGUAUUACCCGCCCCGAAAAAAUGCGGGGCCGGGAUGGGGAUUGA